AUGGCUCAUCAAAGCCCGCCAGGCAUGCUGGUGCCAGUCCGCUUCAAGCCUUCAUGUACGCAUCUUACCAUGACGCGGCUUCAUGGCUUUGAGUUUUUGUGCGAUGCGUGCCGCCGCCCAGGCCCCUUCGGUUGGGUGUAUUGCUGCACGCAAGAUCGCGAGGUGAUGAUUGAGAGCGCAGUGGCCGCUGGUUGUCCACAAUAUUUUGACGAUCUGGGGGAAUAUUGGUCCUCAAAGUUACGCAUUAGAAGGGGGAGCGCAGAAGCCAGAGCAGACCCUCUCAGUCUGUUCGACGAACUCACGCCACAGCAGAUGUCGCAAUAUCGCCCGGAUCAAAUCCAAACAAUUCUACGACAGCGAGAGUCUGUGAUGUUCGUCCUCCUUAGAAGCUCCAGGAUUGACUUGAGAGCCGAAAAGGUCCGGAACGCCAUAACAAGAGACAAUUUGCGCCGCAAUCCGUUUUCCAAUUAUCAGAUUUUCGAACCUUACCAAGACACUAUUUUUCUGGGAACUGAGAAUCCUCGACCUUGGGUCCCCAGUUUAGAGAACGAAUGUCGCUAUAUGGUCUGCCCUUUAUGCCGGCCUUCGGCUGCUGACAGAUCCUUCCUGAGCCUUGAUAGUGUGGCCAAGGGCGAGGUCCAGCCUACAUCUGCUGUAGGAUUUGGGUUUCAUGGACUAGGCGAACGGCCUGUCAUGAACGUUGAUAUUCUCAGGUCAAUCGGCUGCCGCCCACCCUCUUUGACUCGAAGCCAUCGCGAUGGGAGCACCGACAACUCCCUGCCGGAGUCAGACAUCAGCCUCAUAGAGCUCCUUGAGAAGCAAAUUUCCAGCAGUCAGCAGUAUUCCUUUGGCAGCGGAGUGGGCUUCCUGACAGGCCCUGAACUCGGUGGCAGCUUCUCUCUCUCGCAGGUAGCGGACGCUGCUCCCAAAACCCUCAAGCAUUCACCAGGCUACGACAACCUAUCCGCAGUCUUCACAAACACAACACCGGAAACUCAAACGUCGGCCCAAGCACGAACUGCCUGUACGCCCCCGCCUUCUCCCAGCCCGUACGGGUUGUCAAGCGCCUCUGAAACAUACUCGCUUGGGUUCGCCGAAGAGCCAAGCAUCACUGAUGGUCGAAGAAGUUCCCUCUCGAUGAAAACCAAUCAACUCGCGCGGCAGCAACUGGUCCACUCUCUUCCCUUGAUCGAAUCACAAGGUCAGCUCGCUGAUCUCGGCGACAAUUUCCUAGACGAAGAGGAUCCGUACGAUUCAGACAAUGAGGGCGAUACAGGGCCAGCUUACCAGUACAAUGGUGCUUCUGGAAUGACAUGCAACACUCCAUUACAAAUGCCAGCUAUAACAGAAGAGAUUCGCGUUUACGCCCCAGAGAGCCUGGUCGCGAGCUCUACAGAGGGCAAAAGUACUUUGACAACUGAGUACGGCAUCGCGGUCUUGGAAGAGAGCACCGAGCUUGGCAUCCCGGACGUGAUAACCCAGGUAUAA
Messenger RNA from Clonostachys rhizophaga, 1488 nucleotides. The record is from the annotation of a GenBank genome assembly. NCBI's taxonomy places the organism in Eukaryota, Fungi, Ascomycota, Sordariomycetes, Hypocreales, Bionectriaceae.